AUGAAGUGUACAUCAUCAUCAUCAUCUCCAUUGUCUCCAUCCUCACUGAAAAGAAAGCCUUCCGAUUGUUUAGAUCAAGAACAGGAUAGUAAUAUUAUGGAUCCUCCUUCAAAAAAGCAAAAUAUUACAUCAAAAGCAAAUAAUUUCUCACAUCAACAUGGUAUUCCAUUGUCUUGUUUUAUAGAUGAACAAAUUGAGGAAAAUUUGAACAAGUAUGAAGAGGAAUUAAAGAAUGGAGUAUCUCUCAACUUGUUCAAAUGUGUUAACAAGAUGAAAGUGUCGGAAAAUGGAAUUUAUGUCCAAUAUCCUGGAGAAGCUAAUGUUUACAAGACAUUCUAUGGAUUUCUUAGUCUGGUUGAUAUGUUGCGAGUGGCAGAAUUGAAUUCAAUUGAUGAUUUAUUUGGUAGGGAUUAUGAUUCAUCGACAGAUCACGUCCUUCUAAAUAAGAUUAUGAGAUUAUGCAUUUCUAGUCACAAUGCAAAGAAUGGAUUUUCAAUGAUUGUCGUAUUCCAAAUUAUUUAUCAGUUAACACAAUUCUUAAUUGCUGAAAGAAAGGCAGCACUCGAGUAUAUGGCCAACAAUAGACAUGGAGAAGUAGAGGAAACGAAUAAUAAUAAUAGUAUUAAUUUGGAGGAUAUUGCUGUGUGUAAAAUUGAUCGGAUAUUUGUAUCAGAAUUUGAUCCAAAGAAGGGAGAACUCAUCAAGAUUGGAAUAACAUACAAUCAAUAUCAAAAGGAAAACUCUCACAAGAUUUGGAAUAGUGAAAGAGAGGCUGUGGAAAUCUAUCACCUCGGAAAGCUUCUAUUCGAUGUUGUGACUUGGCAUUAUAUUGGUUUGGACACGUUGGGAAUGAUCAUUUUCCAAAAACCAACCAAAGAAGUUACUGUCCUUCAACAAGUUACUCAACAAUUGAGGAAUCUGUAUUCAAAGAAUGGAGAAAAGAGGACCAAGCUUUUUCAAAAAGUAUUUACACAAUGGAGUGAUGAACAAUUUAAGAAGGAUUUGGAAAAUUCCAAGUCCAAAGCCCCUAAUGACUAUUUCUACUUUAACGAGGAAUUGGGAAAAACUGUCGAGUGGAUGUUUGCCAAAUCUCAGGAGAAAUACUAUGGAGAAUGCAUAACAGCAGCACUCUAUGAAACGGCAAUGAAAAAGAAGAGGAAUCUCCCCAAGCAGACUGAUCCUUUUUUCAAUUCUUCUUCCAUCUUUAAUUUCUUCUCGUCAAAUUGGCAGAGUUCACAAGUGGUUACCUCUGAAAAGAUAAUGAGGAGUUUCCUCUUUUCCAAGUCAAGAAUUCAAGACACUCUCCUAACUAUUUAUUUGAAAAGAAAUCCAAUCCUCCAGAUUAGAUACAUCAAAAACAUCCUUCAUGAUAUGCUGGACAAGUUACAGGAGGUUCCAUCACAACCUCUCAUGGAUGGAUACAAUUAUUAUUCACUCUUCCCUAACUUGGAGUUUUUCAACAAGUAUUCAUACUUGUGUAGAGCUCUUUCCUCCCUGGUCUUUCCAAUACCUUCUUUGAGGCUCAAGUUGGAUCAUUGGUCCUUUGUUGAGUUGCCACAAUUCAUUUCCAGUUAUUCAAGUGUUACAAAUGCUAUGGAGAAGGGAAAAAUUGCAUCAUACUUUGCCAAGAAUACCUUCUUCAAUGACGAAAAUUCAAAGGGAACUUUCAAUACAGCACUCUCACAAUAUGGUGUUGCUGAUUUUUCUUCCUCUGUUAUCAUUCUGAAGAAUAUUGUACAAAGCCAUUUGAUAUCAUUGGAGAAUAUUAUUGAGGAAAAGUCAUUCAUUCAAUCUUAUAUACGGGAGGCCAGUGAUGCAAUUUGUUAUCAGGACUUGUUCGAUUCAUCUUCAUUGAGGUUGGAAUUAAUGUUACAGGAACUAAUUCUCUGUUAUUCCUACAUGGGCAAAGGAUUGACAGAACAGAAGGACUUUGAUAAUGCAAUGAAAUAUUCCGAGGAUUCACUCAAGGCAAUAAUUAUGGCUUGGAUUAUUCUCACCAAGAGAGAGAAGGAUUAUGAGCAAUUGCCAAUUUUAAUGCACGAAAUCAAGACCUCAAUAGAUGGAGUAUCUACCACUGAUUUUGAUCAACUUGCCAUUACUGUUGAUGAAUCAAAGCAAAUUAUUAAGGAAAAUUAUCAUUCAGAAUUGUCAGUUGUUCCUAACUGGUUCAUUUCUACUCUCUUCACAGUGGCAUACAUUUACGAUCACAUUGAAAAGUUCAAUGAUGCUGUGGAAAUUUAUAGUUAUGUAGUCAAUGUUUGUCCAACCUAUUCUAUGGCUUUUAAUAAUAGAGGAAUUUGCAAGUAUAGAAUCUCCUCACCAGCUGUCGAAUUUGAAGGUGAUACAUCACUACGUGAGGAAAUGUCUUUCUAUGACUAUACUCUCUCUUCAGUUCUCGACUAUGCCAAUGUGUGUCCUCAGGUAAAUAGGGUUUGCCUUCUCAAUAUUCAAUCUAAUCUGACCGAUUAUGAUAAAAUCGAGUCGAGAAUUGAACAAAUGAUCAAUUUUUAUCAGAAUAUUGGUUAUGAAAACCUUGGAGAGGAUUUGGAAAGCUAUCUCACUGAUGAAGAAGUGGAGAUGGAUAUUUAUGAAUUUUGGGCCAAAGACAGAAAGGAGAGAUUGAUCAAAGAUCUCAAUUUUUGUACCAUUUACAAACCAACUGAUACAAUCAAUGACAUUUCAGAACAUUUAUUCGAUAGAUCUGUGAAUUUCCAAUCUUUGGACAUGUAUGAUCAGGCCAUUAAUGAUUUAACCUGGUGUGAAGAAUUGUGUAAAAUUGAGGAGAAACGACAAGUAAUUGUUGAUGAAGAUGAAGAAUCAAAUUCCUUCUUUGGAGGAUUCCCCAACUUUAGAUCAUUCCAAGCCAAUCUCUUUUAUAAUAGAGCUGUUUGUUAUGAUGCUAUUGGAAAAUAUAGAGAAGCCAUCGAUGAUUUGUAUCAAUUAUUGGAAAUUGAUGGAAAUGAUGCAGAUGCUCGAAUGAUUUUAGAGGAAUUGCUCGAGUCAACCAAUGUUCAAUCAAGAGUUUCUUAAUAAACUUUGAGUUUUUC
Messenger RNA from Naegleria gruberi, 3047 nucleotides. RefSeq lists its product as uncharacterized. Bases 1 to 3030 code for a protein of 1009 amino acids. The transcript has a single exon. The record is from RefSeq and is a predicted model, not a curated record. NCBI's taxonomy places the organism in Eukaryota, Heterolobosea, Eutetramitea, Acrasida, Naegleriidae. Gene Ontology annotation, molecular function: protein binding.